This is a messenger RNA of Notechis scutatus (mainland tiger snake), 6633 nucleotides long. The record is from RefSeq and is a predicted model, not a curated record. Lineage: Eukaryota; Metazoa; Chordata; Lepidosauria; Squamata; Elapidae.
AUGACUAAUAAGAAUGAUCAAAUUGAGAUUUCAACCCUUGGUAAAUUAGCUGCUCAUGUCCCUGAUAUCAUUGUGUAUGGAGAUUUUGCUCAGGAAAUGCCUUUUAUUGAAAGCUUUGAUGGUGUUCUGCUUUUUAUGGACAUUUCAGGUUUCACAGCUCUGACAGAAAAGUUUAGCAUGAACACCAGCUUGGAUCGUGGUGCUGAUGAAUUAACACAGACCCUUAAUCACUAUGUGGGUGAUAUUGUUGAAGAAGUACUGGUGUUUGGAGGCGAUGUCUUGAAAUUUGCAGGUGAUGCACUGUUGGCGCUCUGGAAGGUAGAGCGGUGCCAUUUAAAUGAGAUUAUUACUCUGGCACUGAAGUGUAGUUUCAGCAUCCAACAAGAAUAUGGUGUUCGUGAUACUGAAGUGGGACUUGAGCUACGAGUGAAAAUAGGACUCUCUGCAGGUCACAUCUCAAAAGUUGUCAUUGGUGAUAACAGACGACAACAUUUUGUGGUAACUGGUCGAGCAGUGGAAGAAGUACGGUUGGCCCAAAACUUAGCCAAAGCAAGUGAAAUUAUCCUGUCCCCCAACUGCUGGGAGCUCUGUGAUCGGAACUUAAUUGAGGUAGAAAAAAUUAAAAAUGAACGAGCUGUCAAGGUUAAAUACAUUCGAAAUGUCCCUGACUUUGAUACUGAUGAAUUCUUUGACAGAUGUGCAGACUAUCUGAAUCAGAAUCACAUUUGUGACAGUUUUGAGAUUUUGAGAACAGCCUCUAUGUUGGGUCCAGAUGAAGAACUUGAAAAACGCCUGCGAAAAUAUGUGAUGAAGAAUGUCCUGAAGAAGAUAGAUGAUAACCAGCCACUAGAGUAUUUGUCAGAGCUACGUCCUGUUACCACUGUUUUUGUGAAUAUGCAGUUUGAAGAAAAUGCCAAUACGCACCAUGUGUGUAAGGCUAUCCAAGAUGCCAAUGCUAUGAUCUCUGGAACAAUAUUGCCCCUUAGUGGUAACAUUAAUAAAGUCUUCAUGUUUGACAAAGGCUGCACUUUUCUUUGCAUCUUUGGUCUUCCUGGUGACAAGCAAGCAGAUGAAAGCACAAAUGCUCUUGAUAGUGCCCAUAAAAUCCAUGCUUUCUGUUCCACAGCACUUAUGAAAGUAAAGAUUGUUUCUAUUGGGGUCACUGGUGGGCCAGUUUUCUGUGGAGUCGUUGGUCAUCGUGUGAGGCAUGAAUAUACAGUGAUUGGACGAAAAGUUAACCUUGCUGCACGGAUGAUGAUGUUUUAUCCAGGAUUAGUAAGCUGUGAUGCCCUCACUUAUUCCAAAUCUAAAUUGCCUCACUACUUCUUUGAAGAGCUCCCGUUAGUUGAGAUGAAAGGUGUUGUGAACCCUGGAACAGUCUAUCAAUUUCUUGGUAUUACAGAGAAAGCAAUGAUUUACAAAGCAUAUUUAACCAAGGAGAGAUCUGAACUUUAUCCUUUACUAGGUCGCAAGAAGGAGACUGACAUCUUUGAAAACUUACUGGAAAAAUUUAAAGAAACUAAAAUAAGCCAUGUUAUAAUAUAUGAAGGCCUCAUGGGAUAUGGAAAAAGCCAACUAGUAACUGAAAUUGCCUAUUUAGGCCAAGCUCCUGGGCAAAAGGUUGUGGCAAUGGAGCUGACAAAGAUAAAUGCAUGGCAAAACUUCUUUGCUGUCCGGACAUUGAUGGCAAUGUUCCUGGGGGUGGAUGUCUGUAAAACCUAUGAUGCAAGGCAGUAUAUCCUUCUGAGCAAGUUGCGUGGAGUUAUAGAAGAACAAUAUCUAUGCCUUUUCAACAACCUUUUUCAUGUUAAGUUUCCUACAUCAGAAGUGGUUUCUCAAAUGGAUAAUGACAGAAAGAAUAAGGAGAUUGAAACGAUGCUUUUAAAAAUUCUGAUUAAUGCAGCAGAAAAGGAAGUCCUCAUUUUUGCAAUUGAUGAAGCUCAGUUUAUUGAUAAAGCCUCUUGGGAUUUCCUGGACAAUUUACUUAAGAAUGUUCCAAUCUUUGUUGUUAUGGCUUUGUCUCCUAUCAAUCACAAGGGACGAACACUUUGUUCCAGUGCAACCCAAAUCCUGAAUAGUCCAAGCACAACUUUUAUUAAGCUAAGGGAAUUAAGUCCUUCAAUAAUUAUUCAGAAAGCCUGUCAAGACCUUGGAGUGGUCAGUAUCACCAGGGAGCUUGAAACAUUUUUAAUACAAAGGAGUCAUGGAAACCCAUUUUACUGUGAAGAACUUCUCCGAAACCUCCACUUAAACAAUGUGCUUCAAUUCCAUGUGCUGGAGGAAGAUGAAGAGAAAGAGGAUGAAUGGGACAGUCUUUUUACCACUACUGUUCUCAAGACUCAUGCAUCCAAAAUGUUAGACGAAGAGACUGAAUUAUAUAUUUGCACAGUCAGGCAAAAUGUGAAGCUUACCACCAUCAGUCUUCCUCCAACAUUAAAAGGAAUUGCUCUGGCUGCACUGGACAAUAUGAAUCCUUCAGAGCAGAUGGUGGUGAAAUGUGCAGCUGUCAUUGGUGUGACAUUCACUACAGAGAUGCUCCUUUAUAUUCUCCCGGAAUGGACAAAAAGGAAAAUGUACCAAACUCUGGCAGCACUGGUGGAAUCCCGUAUCUUUAAGUGUUGUACUGAAAGAAAAGAAGUGAAUGUAACCCAGCACAUGUUAUCUAAAGAGUUCAGCAUCAGCAAUAAUGAAUUGAAAUCACAUAGGCCAGAAUCGGAUCUUGGAUCAGUUAUUUCCAAUAGGCUCAAGCUAGAAGAGGCUGUGAUGCAUUGCAAAAUCAUGGAGUUUUGCGCACCACUGUUGCAAGAAGCAGCUUAUGAAUUGUGGCUUAAGAAUCAGAAAAAAGCCUUGCAUUUCAAAUGUGCCAGUUAUCUGAAGUGGCUAGCUCACCGAUGCAAGUGUUGUGGGGAAGGUGAUUUCAUUCCUUAUCAUCGGUAUGCAGUAGAUGGCAUGCUUCAAAAAUUCUAUUCACAGGAAGAUAAAAUUAAGAAUAUCAAAGAGGAUGUGUUGAAUGAGGCUGCUGUGAUCCUUGUUUCAGAAACCCUUAAAAAAUUGGAAGCAUCCCACCAGGAAGGUAGAUGGGCCACACCUUUGUUGCUCCAGAACAGCCCGUUAUUAACAGAUUACCAGGGGUUUUGGCAACACAUGCGCCACAUGUAUGAGGACCCCAUACGAGUGCAGAUGGCAGCCAGGCAUCUGAAGGAACUUCGCCAAGAGAAGCGCCCCCUGCAGAAAUUUAUUUCGGAAUUUCAGCUUGUAUGUCUGGAUUCCAAUUGGAAUGAUACAGCCUUAAUGGACGCCUUCCAGGAUGGCCUGUCAGAUGAGCUGCAGGAUGAGUUAGUUCGAGUGGAACCAGCCCCGACCCUCGACGCUCUGGUGGUGCAAUGCAUCGCCAUGGACCUGCGUAAGGUUGAGGCCUUGUGUAGUUGGAAACCCCCUCAUCGCGUGAAGGACGUUCAACGCCUAUUGGGGUUCGCUAACUAUUACCGGACCUUCAUCCCGAGUUUUGCCAAGCUGACAGCCCCGGCGGAUAGCAUCACUCUUUUUCCCUGCGCUUACUAUUCCCGGAAACUCACUCCUUCCGAACACAAUUACACCACCUGGGAAAAAGAGUUGCUGGCUAUCAAGGGUGCAUUUGAGACUUGGCGACAUCAUCUUGAGGGGGCCCGACACAAGGUGGAGGUCUGGACGGACCAUCGGAAUUUAGAACACUUGUCAACGGCACGAAAGUUGAACCAGCGGCAGAUCCGGUGGUCAUUGUUUUUUGCCCGGUUCAACUUUUUUGUGACCUAUAUCCCCAGUGGUCACAAUCGGAGGGCGGAUGCCCUGUCCUGCAAACCUGAGUACCUUUGCCCCGAGGACCCAAUUCCUCCACGGACGGUGCUGCCAGCAGAAUCUUUGGCCAUAGUCCAGGAACCGGUGGAUUUGCAGACUCAGGUGCGAGAGGUGCAGCGCCUAGACGCUUGGUCGCAGCAGAAGAUGGGGGACUUUGGACUUUGGAGGAGGGCUUACUCAAGCAUCGGGGCUGGUUCCCAAUUUUGGAAGAGCCUGAUGACCGCGUUACAGGUGCAGGUCUGCUUGUCGUCGGCGCACCAUCCAGAGACUGACGGAGAUAUCCUGCGGUCAACCUUCAUCUUGCAAGAGUCCUUUAGAGCUGAAAAUUCAGAACUAGAAUUUUUAAAAAGAAUGGAUGAAAUAAUCUUGCUUACUGGCAUGAGCAAGAAAAGGACCGAGACCCCUGGCUCCCAGGACUGUGAAUGCAAAGAAAUUGUGGAGUCUGUCACUGUGCCUUUAUCUCAGCACUACUUGGCUCUAGGGGAUUAUAGUCGGGCUUUUUAUUACCUGUUGGAAUCUGCAUCUGCUUAUGUCAACCACUCCCACAACUACAUGGCCUUUACAUAUCUGAAUACAGCAGAGAACCUCUUGAGAUCUUCGGAAUUCAAGCAUAAACUCAUUAACCAAUUUGAGGUGUCCAUUUUGUACAGCCUGAAGGGAGAGGUCUGUUACAAUAUGGGUCAAAUUACUUCUGCAAAAAAACUGCUAAAGAAGGCUUUGAGCUUACUGAAGAAAACCUUCCCAAUAACUGUUGUAGGAGCCUUUUGCAUGUUUAUGGUGGAAACCUCCAAACAUUUGUCUCAUCAGAACAAACAAACUUUAUGGCAAAUAUCCAGUGGCAGGGAGAAGAGACUAGCAAUUCUGUUCCAGCAGGGUCACUGCCUUUCCCUACUGUGGCAGCUCUUCAAUCUGGAUGUAGCCAGAAAUAAGAAAACGUUUACCCGUUUGGCAGCCCUCAUGCAGGUGAACUGUGCAGAGGAGUCUCAAGAUGAAUCUCAGAUAAUCUCAUCCUAUAUGGAUUUCUCCCUCUGCUAUCAAAUGAUGGGUUGCCAACAUGAAUGGAUGAAGUAUGAGUUAAUGGCCAUCAAACGUAGUUCUCAUCUUCAAGUUGUUGGAGGAGGGUUACUGACAAUUGCUAAAUUAGCAUCAUCAUUGGCUUACAUGAAGCUUUGUUUGGGGAACAUGCUUUUAGCCAUCCAACUGGGUUAUCGUGCACACGAGUUAUAUGAGCAACUGAAGAUGCCUAACCUUGACGCUAAUGUGCUCCAUGACAUUUUCAAAGCUCUUUAUCUCAGCACCAGAUAUCAAGAUUCUGUGCAAGUGUUAAGUUGCCUAGAAGAUCUCACCUUUCGAGAUGACAAUAUUAUUGGACAGUCCCUCUUCAUUUCAGGCUGUCUGAACAUUAUACUUUAUGCUGGAUUUUGUUUUAAGCCAUUUAAGUACUGCCAGGAUUUUAUUCUCGCUAAUGAAACAAACUGCAUACUUAUGUCUCAGAACAACAUCAUGUUGAGCUUGUAUUCUUCUCUGGCAAUUUGGUUUGCCAGACUUCAGCAAUGGGAUAAAUUCAUAAUACCAUUUGAAAAAGCAAGGCGGUUGUUGAGGAGAACAAGUGCUUCACUCUGUUCUAACCAUGGAUUCUGUAAGUUGGUGGAGUGUGAGACUCUGUUAUUAAGAAAAUAUAUAGAAGAGAGGCCUGACAAAGUUCGUGAGAUGCAUAACAGGAUAACAAAGAAUUUGGAUCAGAUAAUGAACCAGUGUUCUAUAAGCCCAGUGUACUAUUCCAGGGUUUACCACCUGAAGGCCUAUGUCCAGCUGAUGCUUGGAAAUGAUGAACUCAGCCAAAACUUUAUUGAGAAGGGAUUCUACAGUAGUGAUAUCUAUGGGAAUCGUUUGGAGAGAUCCUGGCUAGAGAUUAGCAAGGAGUGGUGGUUCACUGGAAAAAAACUCAUGGAAGAUUUUUGGUUAAAGGCAGUUCCAGAUUUCCCUGUAUGGAAUGUAAACAUGACAGCCCAAGAGAUGGGAGCUUUCCAUAAAAACAUGUACCUGCUGAAAGUGCCAGAACUGGAUAUAAACAAUCAAUUCCCAGAAAGUAGCAUAGAAGAAUAAUAGUGAACUGAUUGCAGGAAAUGUUGUCUGAAACAAAUUUUGAUUUAUUUGUUCUCUUGUACAAACUCCACCUUUUCCUGUGUUAAAUCCAGAAUGUAGCAUUUGGUCUGAAUGUUCUACGUUUUAAAUUUCUUAUAGAAAAAUCCUUUUAUAUUCAGCACUUUAUUCUUAUAAACAUCCUCUUAGUAGAUAGUAAUUAGAAAAGAAAUGACAGGGUAGGGUGCACUAUUGAGUUCUACUUUUUACAAUGAUUUUAUUACAUUAUAUUUUCUUGCAUCUCUAUUUGCAAUAAUUGAACUAUUUCAGAAAACAGUUAUGGUUGCCAGCAGGUUUGGAAAAUUCAUAGCCAUUCUAUAAAGGAAUUCUGCUUUCAGAAUAAGUCUAGGAAAACUAGAAAGAACGUUGCUUUGGAUUUUCCUUCCCAAGCUACAUAAAUACAAUAUAGUUGCCAAUAUUGAAAUAUAAGGACAACUAUGUAAUUUGCAUAUGGGGAAGUUUUAUGAAAAAAUACCUUAUUAAAUCUCUACAUCCAAAUCUUCAGAAGUAAAUAAAGUGCAUUUAGGAACAGAAAUGAAUAGGACACACAAGGGAAAAUAUAACAUAUAAACAUUUAUAAAUAAAAUAAAUGCAGGAGGCAGGAGGUCCUUGUGCCACUGGGCCUAGCUAAAUUGUGUAUAUAUCUGAAAAAAAUAC